This is a messenger RNA of Daucus carota subsp. sativus, 1430 nucleotides long. Its product is annotated as vacuolar protein sorting-associated protein 9A-like. Gene Ontology annotation, cellular component: cytosol; endocytic vesicle. The record is from RefSeq and is a predicted model, not a curated record. Gene Ontology annotation, molecular function: guanyl-nucleotide exchange factor activity; small GTPase binding. Gene Ontology annotation, biological process: vesicle-mediated transport. The coding region runs from base 643 to 1056 and encodes 137 amino acids. The transcript has 7 exons. NCBI's taxonomy places the organism in Eukaryota, Viridiplantae, Streptophyta, Magnoliopsida, Apiales, Apiaceae.
CUUCUAACAUGGAGUGAUAAUGAGGAUGAAUCAGCUUCUGAUGUUUCAAGUGAUGAGAUGGUUAACUUGGCUCUUAUUGGUCUCGAUGGCUCAAUAGAUACAACUGAUUCAGAUUCAGAGACUAAUAGUGAUGUUUGUCUCGUGUCUAAAAUAAAGCCAAUUCAAUGGAUAUUGGAUAGUGGAUGCACUAGACACAUGAGUGGAGACAAAUCCUAGAUUCUAAGCUUGAAGAUGAAGAAGGGUGGUCGUGUCACAAUUGGUGAUAGCAAAACUCUUCCUAUUCUUGGCAAAGGAACUAUAUGUAAUAGUAUCAUUUCCAUUAACAAGGUACAAUAUGUUAAAGGUCUUACUUAUAACUUUCUUAGUAUAAGUCAGUUAUUUGAUGAUGGCCAUAUUGUCAAUUUUGGUAAGGAUGAUUGUACUAUACUUGUUGGUGCUAACAAAACUCCUCUAGUUGCAAAACGAGAAGGAAAUGUCUAUAUUUUGAACUUUGAAGAACAGGAGGCAGGUGUUUGUUUAGCAGCUGUGGAUAAUAAUCCAGAAAUUUGGCAUAGAAGGCUUGGACAUGCUCAUAAGGAUCAUCUCAGCAAGCUGUCAGCAAAGAAGCUUGUUUGAGGAUUACCAAAGCUCAAGUAUGUCAAGAUGGAGACAUGUUCAGCUUGUCAAUUGGGAAAGCAAACAAGAACUCCACAUAAUGCAAAGAAAAUGGGAUUGGAGAAGUAUGUCAUGACAAAGUUAUUUACCGGCGUAUAUGCUUCAGUUCCAGAAGAGGUAAAUGAAGACGACCUACUCCACGAGAAAGUAUCUCUAAUACAACAAUUCAUACGCCCUGAGAAUUUGGAUAUUCAGCCAAUUUAUCAAAAUGAAACCUCAUGGUUGCUUGCACAAAAUGAGUUGCAGAAUAUAAACAUGUACAAGGCUCCACGAGACAAACUUGCUGCAUCCUUAACUGUUGCAAGGUUAUCAAUAACUUGCUGCUCAAUGUAUCCAUUGCUUCAAAUGAGAAUCCUCUUGGUGCUGAUGAAUUUCUUCCUGCUCUUAUCUAUGUUACCAUAAAGGCCUGAUGUUCUUGAUUCAGCAUUGCUAAGGCCUGGAAGGUUCGAUAAAGAGGUUACAGUGGACAGGCCUCAUAUUGCUGGUAGAAUCAAGAUCCUCCAGAUGGUGUGAUGUCAAAUUGGGAGCUUUUGACAAUGCCAAGCACAGAACAUAUGUGGAUUUAAAGGUCGUGAUUCCCGGAAUGGAGAGUACAUCGUCUAUUGAAACAUCGACCACUACCCACACUCCCGCACCAUAUUUUCUGCAAUAUCUUGCAAAAUAACACACGCGUUUGGGAAGCAAAGGAGUAGGAAUUUGAUAUUCCGUGGUCAUGUGAAUUAUGGCCUAAUAACUCACAAUAUUGGAGCACCUUCUUCAUUGUUUAUCAUCAAGAA